UAGUAGGCCAAUGUGCAAGUUUGGCCAGGAUGCCAGUGCACACCGCUACUCUUUUUCAAAUAACAUCCUGGGAUCCAGCAGCAACCUGGUUUUCACAGGAGGACUCCCAUCCAAGUACUGACCAGGCUCAAUCCUACGUAGCUUCAGUGGGCAAGCUGUCUUGGGCUACAGGGUGAUAUGGCUGCUGGUUUUAAGUACAAAUUCACUUAAAUUGUAUAUUGGUUGUCUAAAAACUAGACUUAUUUUCUUAGGUCAUUUUGCUCAUCAAGAAAACACAUCUUGAUUUAAGAAUUUUUAGAUAUUUCUACUGAAAACAAGACAAAAAUACAUAAAAAAACCAAACAUUUUUUGCAGUGUGUAAUCCAUGCUCGUCAUCUCCCCUUUUCUUUAGCAAACCAAAACAUUUUAUCUUCAACAAAGUAUUUGUUUGACCGAUCAGUUUAGCCGAUAAAUAAAUACAGAGCGCAUACCUCAAUGAGGUUUAUUGUUUCAGGUUCUAUUUCAAAAUAAGUUACAUUUCAAGAUAAGAAUGAAACUACAAUGAUUAUUUGUUUUAUGUUUUUCAAAUCUCGAUGACGUAUGUGAAAAAUAUGACUUCCAGACGACGCAUCCGAAAUCCUGAAAAACGAUGCUUCUCGAAAAACGUACGCCGUAUGGUCACCCUACCGGAAGUUCACUUCGGUUCAGGUGCAUAACAGCGACGUCACGCGUGCGUCCAAUAAAACCAUCUAACAAACAAAUACUCGACAAUCUGCUAUUGAUGAAAAGUCAAACAACACGUUUUACCUUCAAACAACGUUGCUUAGUUAUUGUGAGUCACUGACAGCUUAUUUCUAUGAAAACAUAAACACCUUGUGUGGGUUGUUUAUUUUUAUGAGCAGGUGCAUCAGGUUGUGUCAUCUCACGGUCUGUUGAGUCAUAUUGCAAGUGGAGGAGCCAUCCGGAAACGCACGGUGUCCAAUCUGCUCCCGGAGGGCCGUACGGUUCAGCUUUAACUUUAAAUAAAAACACCUGCUUGUACGGUUCGAGCUACCCUGGAGCUUGUUCUGAUGUGUUUGAUUAUACGCUUUGUAGGACCGUGGCCUUCCAGCAGCGGGGCUGAACACCCAAGAUCUACAAACUAAGUUGAAUAAUGAAAUAAUUGGAAGUAUUGUUAAUGACAAUCAAAUUGACAGCAAGUCGGAUGCCGGCCAAUUGUUAUGCGAUGUAUCGUGCGUAGUAAUGAAUAGUAACUUGAUUAAAAACAAAACAGUUUUCUGAUGCAACGUUCACCUUUCUCCUACAUCUGUGUGUUCUUUGUCUGCUGGAAUGAUAUAAGGACACAGAUGUUAAUGCACCGGCCAAUGGUGAGCAGAAAGGGGCCGGACUGGACCCCUCUUCACUCCAUCCUGUCUUUUAAAACUCUGGGUGCUUCACCGAACUCCAUCAGACUUGAUUUGAAGGACAGAGGAAACAAAUUAAUGCUGGUGAUUUUCUUUCUUUUAUCUCCUUUCUCUAUUUAUUUAUUUUUUUGUUACCGACAGUAUGUGGGACAUCACAGCGGUGACAUCGGUCCUGUCUACUCUCUUCGUAUUGUCUCUCGCAGAAGGGCCUAUCUGGGAAAGCUCACAUCUUCGGAGGUUAAACCAAACGGACAGGAACAGAAAGCUGGCGUACAACAGCCUCUUAGAACCGCAGACCACAGGCGUGACCGAGUGGACGUCCUGGUUCAACAUUGACCAUCCAGGAGGAAAUGGCGACUAUGAGAGGUUAGAAGCCAUUCGCUUCUAUUACCGAGAAAGGAUCUGCGAGCGACCCGUAGCCAUGGAGGCCCGUACCACCGACUGGGUCGCUGCUGCGGAUACAGGAGAGGUGGUACAUUCCAGCCUGGAGAAAGGUUUUUGGUGCAUCAAUAAGGAGCAGCCAUAUGGCCGCAGUUGCUCCAACUACCAUGUGCGAUUCCAGUGUCCACCAGUUCACUCUUACUGGACCGACUGGAGCGAGUGGGCGCCUUGCUCUGCCACUGCUUGUAAUGAUGUUGGUAUCCAAGUUCGGCAGAGGAAAUGCAUGAGCACCCAGCCUCUUCCGUUACUGCUUUCGCCCAUCUGUGUGGGGCAUCAAGUAGAGAGGAGGGAGUGUUCGACACCACCAUGCCAAGCUGUGUGGAGCAACUGGAGUUCUUGGGGUUCUUGCUCGGUGACCUGUGGGAAAGGUCGCAGGACAAGACGAAGGACCUGCCACAGAUCUUCAACCAAAAUCCAAUGCGCAGGACGACACACUGAGGUCCAGAAGUGUGAAAGUGCAUGCCCAGUCACGUGCAAGCACGUCUGUACCGAGGGCCGUCCCAGUAAUGACUGCAGCUACUGUAUCUGUGAAGGACAGACAUUACACGGGGAGGUCUUCAGUGUCACGGGUGUACCCGUGGCUGCUGCCACAGUAGCUUUGGCGGGUCAAGCCAAGAUCAUCCGUGGCCAAACUGAUGCCCAAGGUCGGGUCACGAUUGCUGGACUGUGCUCCAGCCCCCAGACCAAAGUUAUUAUCAGCAAAGACAAGUUUGCUCCUGCUACUGUCCCUGUUUACAGUAACAGCAGUGAUGCGUUCUGGGUACGGGCCAUCUUACGAUCAUCAGAGAAACCAUAUAUUGUGAAGCAUCCAGAAACCAAAGUACGCUACGAGGGACAACGUGCAUUUUUCUGCUGUGCAGCAACUGGAAUGCCUAAACCAGACAAAUAUUACUGGUACCACAAUGGAACUUUAUUGGACCGUGCCUUAUACAAGUACGAUGAAAAUUUAAUACUCAGAGACCUGAAACCAGAGCAGUCGGGGCAAUAUCACUGCAAAGCAACUAGUCUAGCAGGAAGCAUCAAGUCUACUUCGGCCCUUCUCACUGUUUUUGCUAAAGAGAUGCCAGCAUGCAACGCCACACCUGAAACUCACCUGAUCAAAUUACCAUUCGAUUGCAGGCAGCCUGGAACAGACUCCAAGUUUUACAAUGCCGGCCGUUGUCCACACAACAAAUGUGCCGGGUCACUGGACUUUGACAUGCGCUGCAAAGAUGGAUCUGACUUUUGCUGUGGGGUCAAACAGAUGGAGGCUAAAGAGAUCAAGUGUGGCCGGUACAACCUGCCUAUCAAGGUUGUGAAGGAAUGUGGGUGUCAAACUUGUGUGGAGCCCAAAAUUUUCGUGCGAGGCAGGGUGGUCGCAGCGGACGAUAAUGAACCCUUGCGCUUCGGAUACAUUUACAAAGGGAAAGAACGGAUAGGUACAACAGGGUAUCAGGGUGGAUUCACAAUUCAGGUGCCUCCAGACACACAAAGACUUGUGGUAAACUUUGUGGACCCCUCUCAGAAGUUUAUUGACACAAUCAAAGUUUUCAUCUUCGACAGGAGAGGAGGUUCAGUCUAUCAUGAUGUGAAAGUGAUGAGAAAGCAGGAACCUGUUGAUAUCAACUCUGCAGAAUCCAAUACAAUUUAUCUAGGAGAAAUCGAUGGAGAGGAGCCCAUUGGUCAACUCAUCAUACCUCCAAAUUCCUUUCACAAAAACACAGGGGAGGUGUACGAAGGAACAGUCAAGGCCAGCGUCACAUUCCUUGAUCCACGCAACAUCACCAUGGCUGCUGCUACGCCUGGUGACCUGAACUUUGUAGAUGAUGAGGGAGAAAUGCUUCCUCUUCGGACAUAUGGAAUGUUUUCAGUAGAUUUCCGAGAUGAGGGAAACCAGGAGAUUCUAGGUGCCGGCGAUGUCCAGGUACUCCUUGAUACAGAGCAUGUGAAAAUGCAGGAGCACAUCAAUGCUAUGAAACUCUGGUCCCUCAAUCCUGAUACAGGCAUUUGGGAGGAGGAAAGCGGCUUUAAACCUAAACAAACUACUAUUGCUGGUAGUGGGAGAAGCAAAAGAGAGGAGCGCACAUUCUUGAUAGGAAAUAUGGAAAUUAGGGAACGUAGGUUGUUCAACCUUGAUGUACCUGAAAAUCGCAGAUGUUAUGUCAAGGUGAGGGCAUAUAUGAGUGACAAGUUCCUGGCCAGCGAGCAACUAGAAGGAGUGGUAAUAAGCUUGAUAAACCUGGAGCCCAAGCCUGGCUACUCAUCAAAUCCAAGAGCCUGGGGACGAUUUGACAGUGUCAUAACAGGACAAAAUGGUGCUUGCCUGCCAGCAUUUUGCGAUGGUCAGAGGGCUGAUGCAUACACAGCUUAUGUCACAGCUUUAAUGGGGGGUGAAGAACUAGAAGCAGCUCCCUCAUCACCAAAAAUGAAUCCAAACGUUAUUGGUGUGUCUCAGCCAUACUUAGGGAAAUUGGAUUACCAGCGGUCAGAUCAUGAAGAUCUAGCACUCAAAAAAACUGCUUUUCGAAUUAACUUAGCCAAACCAAACCCUAAUAAUUUUGAUGAAACGAAUGGACCGAUCUAUCCCUACCAGAAUUUGAUUGAAUGUGAAAAUGCACCUUUUGAUGCCAACCACUUUAGAUUUUUCCGUGUUGAAAAAGAUAAAUAUGAGUACAAUGUGGUACCUUUUGAAGAGAGUGACCUCACGUCAUGGACUGGGGACUAUCUUUCCUGGUGGCCAAACCCACAGGAGUUCAGGGCUUGCUACAUCAAAGUUAAAGUUCAGGGAGCUACAGAAAUCAUGGUAAGGUCAAGGAACCUUGGUGGCACUCACCCUCAGACCAGAGGUCAAUUGUAUGGCAUUAGAGACAUUCGAAGUACUCGUGACUUACACCAUCCGAACACCUCUGCGGCUUGUCUUGAGUUUAAGUGUAGUGGGAUGCUUUUUGAUCUGGGUACUGUUGACAGGACACUCAUUUCUAUUAUUCCACAAGCCAAUUGUCGUCGGACAGGCAUAAACAGCCUCCUGCAAGAGUAUCUCAUAAAGCACCCACCUGUUGUUCAAAACAACGAGUCUCACUCUUUCAAUAUGUUAGCUCCUGUUGAUCCCCUAGGACACAAUUACGGAAUAUACACCGUCACAGAUCAAAACCCACGCGUUGCAAAGGAGAUUGCCAUAGGCCGAUGCUUUGAUGGUACCUCGGAUGGUUUCUCCAGGGAGAUGAAGUCAGAGACUGGAGUGGCACUGACUUUCAGUUGCCCCAAAAGAACUAUAACUCGUGAGAGUUUAUUCCAGCGCUUGCAAACAAAUCCUGGCCUAACACUAACACAGAUGGCUCGUGAGAUGAGGGAGUCCCAAGGAUUGCAAGUCAGACGAGGGUCAACUCAAAUGGUGGCCUAUCCCUUUGGCCAACAGGGCAGGAGCCAGAACCGCAGAGCCCCGAACCCUAAAAGAAGAAGUUCUGCCUCAAGAACACAACCAAGAAAGUAGAUCUUCUUUUAGGUUGAAGAAUUGAGGAGAAGAAUCCGAAAACCUGCCAACUUGGUCAGCCUGAUGAUAUUAGAUGCUCUGGCGUAACUGAGCUAAAUCAACUGACUAAACACAUUUAAACUCUUGCUUUUUGGGUACGAAGAACUGUUUUCCUAUUGAAAAUUUAGUGCAUUGGGACAAUUCUUGUAUGAUACAUGUAAACAGGUUAAAAGGCUCAUCCAAGAAUAUGUUAUUUAUUCAAUUGUGAAAUUGUCAAAUUGUCACUCAUGUGCUAUUAAGGUACUAAACAACCCUAGGCUUCCAUUGACAGUAGGCUUCAUGGGUGAAAAAAGUCUAUAAGAGUUGAGGUCAAAUGUAAUGGCUGCCAACUUCUGCUGUAGUCAGUGACAUUGUAUGUAGAAAACUGGAAGUAAUGGACUAGACCUGAGGCAACAAAGACAUUCCAGUUAUGAUUUAACCACCCAUCAGCCUGACCAAAGCACCACUGACCCAGCCAAAAAUAGCAUCCCUAACAAAACAGAUAUUUAAAUCUAGACUAAACAAACCUGCGGUGAGACAUAAUCAAUGAUAAUGUUCCUAAAGCAUAACUUCAAACACAAAUUACAGUGCAGUCAUUUGUUGAAAUGCCUUCUGCAUCUUUUUUACUGUUAUGGCUUUGUUAUGAAAUCACAGUGCUGGUGUUCUACUCGUAUGGUAAAUCUGAUUGUAUAUUGUU
This is a messenger RNA of Misgurnus anguillicaudatus (oriental weatherfish), 6007 nucleotides long. NCBI's taxonomy places the organism in Eukaryota, Metazoa, Chordata, Actinopteri, Cypriniformes, Cobitidae. The record is from RefSeq and is a predicted model, not a curated record.